AGAGAGAGAGAGAGAGAGAGAGAGAGAGAGAGAGAGUUAUCCCACACACCCAACAACCCCCGUCGUUUCUAUAAUCGAGCGUCGAGCUGCAUGAUCUGCACCUCUGCAAUUAUGCACGUUUCGUGUCGGAUGGGAUUCUCGGUAAACACCGCAAAACUGACACCGACGCUGGGCUCCAGCUCCGCCGCAUCCCCCACAAGUUGUUAGCGUGUGCGCGGAGCAAGAGGCGGGCUUGUCUUGUUUAUCAAAAAAUGACUCGACAUGGCUGUGGCUUUGACUCAACAUACACGGCUUCUCGAACGACCCUGGAAAAACCAUAACCAGCUGAGAGAGUGAGGCGGAAAUCAUCUUCAUGAAAGUCAUAAGUGGGGUUGGGUGGCCAUGGACCCAUUCAGCCAGCUUAUUCUCACCAUCUCGGUGACCAGUUUCUUCACCUUCCAGUGGCUCUUCCACAAAGUAAGCCCGUGGAUGUCCAUACGCAUCAGCCCCGGCUUCCUCAACCUCAGUGACAAGCAGAAGGUGGAAUGGAACUCAAGGACGGUUUCAACAUUUCACGCACUGUUGGUGGGACUCUUCUGUCUCUACAUCUUGUUCUUUGAUGAUGCAGUCAAUGAAGACCCAGUCUGGGGAGAUCCUACACUGGUGAAAACUAAUGUUGCCAUCACAACAGGCUACCUCAUAUCCGAUCUGCUGCUAAUAUUUUACUAUUGGAAGGCGAUAGGCGACAAGUUUUUUGUAGUUCACCAUCUGGCAGCAUUGUAUGCUUACUACUAUGUACUGGGCCAAGGAAUGUUGCCUUAUUUUGCUAACUUCCGUCUGCUUGCUGAGUUUUCUACACCAUGUGUGAAUCAGCGCUGGUUCUUUGAGGUACUAGGUUAUCCCAAGUCCUCCCGGCCCAACAUGGCGAAUGGCGUCGCCAUGGCGGUAGUCUUUUUCAUGGUCCGCAUCGCCGUCAUGCCAGUCUACUACAUACGUAUGUAUGCGGUCUACGGCACUGAGGCCUUCUACCUGGUGCCCUGGGGUGGCCGUGUGGCAUGGAUCUGCUCCAGUAUCUGCCUGGACAUCAUGAACAUCAUGUGGAUGCAUAAAAUCGCCCGCGGCUGCUACAAGGUGCUGCGCUCGGCAAGACAGAGUAAAGGCGGCACACCUCAGGAGAACGGGAAGUCGGAUUAAGGGAACCAGGGUGUCAGUGGAGAGAAAACGCCAAAAUGACGUCACUCUUGGUGCACAGGGGAGCAGCAGCUUGGACACUUACUGUCGCACCUGGGAUGAGUGAUAUUACAAGACUGAAUGUAAUGAGGGUUAUUGAGCUUUUUUGGAAAGCAGUCGCAGUCACUGAGAUGUCUCGAUGGACCGCUUAACCGCUUGGUCAUCCCUAAGCCAUGAAAUGACCUCUGAGCAAUACCACAAUUGUGCAUGGCCAAUUAUUUUUUCUUGAACAAUCCACCACUACACAAAAGAGUACGUCCUGGGACAAUGGACUGCUAGCCCAACCACAAAUUGUCAAAAAGUUUACCGUUCUUUACAAACUUAGUGCUCAACAAAGACUUUAAAAUGUUUUUUUUUUAUGGUAUUGUUACUGCUGCCUGAGUCCUAGAAUAAAAAUGAUGAAAUGUGAUAUUGAUUGUGGAGCAAAGAUUUCAAGGGAAGCUGGAAAACAGUCCUCAAUGAUGGUCAGUGCCAUAAAAUAAUCGUCAGAUGCCUGUUGAGAAGGAAGGUCAAGCACCUCUUUUUUUCCUCAUUAAAUCUUGAGCUAAAUUAGCAAGGACUUGACUGACGCAGAGGGGGAUUACAUCAAGUGCAAUCACAGAGGAGAAUGAGUGUGGAUAAAUCAGUUCAUCACUCACCCACUGUCAUUCAGUUCAGAGGUUCAUUUAAAAAACACCCUUUUAGGACGUUUAUUAGAUAUGGUGAGUCUGCACUGCAUUUGAAUGGUUCAUUCAUAUAAUGUAGGGGUUGAAUGGGCUUCAGUACGCUGUGUGACGUGUAGUUCUCUUGUUUUGCCGGGUUUGAGGCAAAUAGGUAGUCAAACAUACAACUAAAGAUGCUGUUUUGAAUGAAAGGGAUGUAAAGGGCACCUUAGACACGCUAAAAGGGAAACUGAAUGUCAAUGCUGUGUUUGUACGCUGACAUUAAGUGAUGCAAGAAUAUUUUUUUCCUUCAUAAUAUUUAGGCAGCAGUUUAAAAUCACAUGUGCACACAACUUGAUACUUCACAGAAUGGAAAAAAAUAUUGCAUUGCAUAAACUAAGAAAGGUUGUUGACAAUGUUUUGUGGAAGCUGUCAUGAUUUUAUUUUCACAUUGUGCAAUGCAUGUUAAGGGGGGGGGGGCUGACCUGGAGUACUGAUUCUGUAUCAGUGUCAUAGAUAAACUUAAUGAUAUAUUAAACACAGUACAAACAAAGAGCAACUGCUAUGAAAUGUUAAUUUAUGCUAAGAGGUUUGGUGGGGAAUGUUCAUAGGAUUCGGACACUCCUCUACCUUUCCCAGCAUCAGGUUUAUAUAGUAUAUAAUAUUCAUAUUUAUGAUGUCUUUUUUAGGCACAGAACUGCUCCAAAUUUACUCCUGGGCAACAUUUGCCAACAAGCUGCAUGCUGCUAUAUGUUUACCAUGAGGAAUUGGACAUUGAAGCCGGUAAAUUAAAUUCUGUCCAGUGCAUUCAUUUGAAGGAAUUUGUUUCUGUGGAUUUUAAUUUUUGUGUCAAAUCGAAGAUUAUAAUCUGUGUUUCAGAUGGUAAUACUUCUGUAUGAGUCAAGACUAUUUUGUAGUUUUAAAGCAUUGUGAUACAAAUAGCUUCUGCCUCAUGUUACAUAUGAUUUCCAAUCAGCUGUUAAACAUAACGUGCACCUCCAUAUUUAUUCAUGAGAUUGAUACAAGGAUUGUGUUUUGUUUUCAGUGGACAAGAACUGGAAAACACUGAACACAAGAACAGAUCUGCUGUUUUUAAGACCGAUGUUUCAUUUUAAAUUAAAGGUUGUAGUUCAUUGAUGAUUUACGAAACAUGUACUUGAAUUUCCAUUGUAUAUGUAUCUUUAUAUGAGCUGUACAUCAAACGCUUCUGUCAAAUGUUUUGUGAAACAGAAACAGGGAUUGCUCGUUUUUGAAAGUACGCCUUAUGUUCAGCAUUUGAUUUUGUUGCCUUUUUAAAACAACUUCUAAUUGCACAGUGAAUAUUUUGUUCCAUCCAGCUCCUCACAACACUGAAAAUGUUUUCCAUGUCUGAUGCCUGUCUGAAGUGAUUGUUUGGCCUUUUGUAAUAGUUUCAAAUGUAAAACCAAGAUGCUUGUUCAGUGCUUUUAUUUUGUUAUAGUUUUAAGAUUUCAAAGAUUUACGUAUUUGUGCCAGUGCUUAAGCCACUCCAAAAGAUUUUUUUUUUCAUAUCCAUGCAUUUUCAUACAACAGUGCCAACUUGAAACCAUGAUUUGAUGGUUCAGACCAAUUCUGUUCACAUCUCUGCACACUGCAGUUAGUCACAGUAUGAUGGCAGUCAGUGUAGUUUGGCAUGGUGAAACGGUGUGAAAGACUUCUUUCACUAACGCCAUUCCAUUACAGCCAGUGUGUUUGGAACAGGAUGGACUUGGGUGGAUGUCAUCUACAUCACAUGUGGAUAUCACAAUCGCACAUCUUAGAUAAGAGUCAGAAUGUGUUUGUUAAUAUUUCACUGGAGUUAAAUGGAAAAUGAUGCAAGGGUUUCAGGACAACAGGCCACGUCUGUUAGGAUCAGGUCUGUAUGCAAAGUCAUGCAUGGUCAAUAUGGUCUUCAUGCACCCUCUAUAACUGCAUGUUGUAUUGCAUGGGGAUUGCACUGUAAACAAAAUAGCAUAUACAUUUGCAAGACAAAUUUUGUUCUUUUCUUUUUCUUAGUACAUGUACAUAAUGUUUACUUAAACGUUCUUCUUGUACUGUGCCACAUAAUGUAAUCCACAGAUGACGAUGAUAAUGAUGUGAUGAAAACAUCAUAAAGCAGAUAUUUAGUAUAAUAUCCAGCACAGAAAUAAUCAGUAAGGGAAUACUUGAAUACUAAUUGGCACAGUCUGUAACAAUCUGGGCAGUGCAAAAAUAAACAUUAAUCCUAUGAGCAU
This is a messenger RNA of Centropristis striata (black sea bass), 4081 nucleotides long. RefSeq names its product TLC domain-containing protein 4-B-like. The coding region runs from base 382 to 1173 and encodes 263 amino acids. Gene Ontology annotation, biological process: lipid homeostasis. The transcript has 7 exons. The record is from RefSeq and is a predicted model, not a curated record. NCBI's taxonomy places the organism in Eukaryota, Metazoa, Chordata, Actinopteri, Perciformes, Serranidae. Gene Ontology annotation, cellular component: endoplasmic reticulum; membrane.